This is a messenger RNA of Komagataella phaffii GS115, 1662 nucleotides long. RefSeq names its product Putative transporter, member of the sugar porter family. Gene Ontology annotation, biological process: transmembrane transport; carbohydrate transport. The transcript has a single exon. Lineage: Eukaryota; Fungi; Ascomycota; Pichiomycetes; Pichiales; Pichiaceae. Gene Ontology annotation, molecular function: carbohydrate:proton symporter activity. The record is from RefSeq and is a predicted model, not a curated record. The coding region runs from base 1 to 1662 and encodes 553 amino acids. Gene Ontology annotation, cellular component: membrane.
AUGUCCUCGUUUUUUCUAAACAACCAAACAGUAAAGAUGAUGACGCCUUUGGGAAGAGCUAGAGCUCUAAAUUUUCAGGGCAAAGUUUAUGAUAAAUUUCCAAAAACUUACAAUAUCUACGCUAUUGCAAUAACAGCCACCGUUUCUGGACUGAUGUUCGGUUUUGAUAUUUCUUCUGUGUCCUCGUUCGUAAGUCAGGAUCAUUACAGAAACUACUUCAACCGUCCCGACAGUUUGACGCAAGGGGGUAUCACCGCAAGUAUGGCUGGAGGUUCUUUCUUGGGUUCGUUAUUUUCUUCUGACUUCCAGGAUAUCUUUGGAAGAAGAGUUGCUCUGCAUAUGUGCAGUGUCCUCUGGAUUAUCGGGGCCAUUCUUCAAUGCGCUGCACAAAACCAAGGUAUGCUGAUCGCAGGGAGAUUGAUUUCCGGUAUCGGUGUCGGGUUUGGUUCAGCUUCAGCUCCAGUCUAUUGUUCUGAAGUUGCUCCAGCAAAGAUUAGAGGAAUGAUUGGAGGAUUAUUUCAAUUUUCUGUCACUGUGGGUAUCAUGAUAAUGUUUUAUAUCGGAUAUGGAUGUCACUACAUUGACGGCGUUGCAUCAUUUAGACUGGCCUGGGGUUUGCAAAUGGUUCCAGGUCUUAUUCUUUUGGUCGGUGUAUUCUUCCUUCCUGAGUCUCCAAGAUGGCUGGCUAACCACAACCGCUGGGAAGACGCAGUUGAGGUUAUUGCUAAUGUUGUUGCAAAAGGUGACAGAGAAAACGCCGAUGUGCGUCUGCAAUUGGAUGAAGUUCAGGAGCAACUAUUGAUUGACAAAGAUGCUUCUGAUUUUGGUUACCUUGAUUUGUUUAAGAAAGAUUGUAUCAAACGUACCUUCAUUGGAGUGUCAGCUCAAGUGUGGCAACAACUUUGUGGUAUUAAUGUUGCAAUGUACUACGUUGUGUAUCUCUUCCAAAUGGCUGGUUUUACUGGAAAUGUGGCGUUGGUAUCGUCCUCAAUUCAAUAUGUUUUGAAUGUUGUUAUGACUGUUCCAGCUUUGUUUCUAAUGGACCGUAUAGGCAGACGACCCCUACUAAUUGGUGGUGGUAUUUUCAUGUGUAUUUGGCUGUUUGGAGUGGCAGGAUUAUUAGGCACUUACUCUGAACCAAUUGAAAAUUUCAGCGGUGAUGAUACUGUCAGAAUUACUAUUCCUGACCAGCACAAGGCUGCAGCAAGGGGUGUUAUUGCCUGUUCCUAUCUAUUCGUGUGCUCCUUUGCUCCAACCUGGGGUAUCUGCAUUUGGGUUUAUGCCUCUGAAAUUUUCAACAACAGACAAAGAGCAAAGGGAGCAGCAUUUGCUGCCUCCGCUAACUGGAUUUUCAACUUUGCCUUGGCUAUGUUCGUGCCAUCAGCCUUUAGAAACAUUACAUGGAAGACUUACAUCAUUUUUGGAGUAUUUUCGUUCUGCUUAACAAUCCAUGUUUUCUUACAAUUCCCAGAAACCAGAGGUAAGACUUUGGAAGAAAUUGAUCAAAUGUUUAAGGACAAUAUUCCAGCUUGGAGAAGUGCUUCGUACGUUCCAGAUAUGCCAAUUUUCAACAAAGAGAAGGUAGUAUCUACUGAGCAUGCAGAAAAUGCUUCCAGCUCGUCCGAAAAAGCCUUGAUGGUUCAGGAAGAGGAAUCUGUAUAA